AUGGCCUCCCUCGGGAGUGGGAGCUGGAGCGGCGCCCCAUUACAGAGUGCAGGCCCCACGCCCUGGGUGACCAUCUUGCAGCCUUGUCCUUGGACUGUCCCGACUCCUCUGCCUCAGCCUAGCCGAGUCAAGGAAGACCUGCUGGAGCUCAUGAUGCUGCAGAAUGCCCAGAUGCAGCAGCUGCUGCUGAGUCAGCUGGUGGCCCGAGCCCUGAACCCAGGGCCAGAGUGGUCCAGCCCACAGGUCUAUCCAGACAGCCAACAGGAACAGGUGGAGGAAGAGAUGGAGGCCCAGGAGCAGGGGCCUUUGGUGUUCCACCAUCACUAUUUGCCUUGCCCCGUGACCUCCUUGGGCCCCACGGCACUCUGGCCAGCCUCUUUCCUCCCUGUUCCCCCACACCAGCCUCCCUGGCAGGGCGCACCUGGGAUUCAGCGCCAGCCCCCUGCCUCCAGGCGAGGGGAGGUGAGAGAUGUGCCCCCACCCCCGCCCCCCAGUGCUACAGGGACUGUUGGAGCGGAUGUGCCCCCGGCUUCAGACUACUACGACGCUGAGAGCCUGCCGUGAAGACAGACGUUCGCCAGGCCUCACCAGCUUCUGCACGGGGCUGCCAAAACGCUGGAGCGACUCUGCACCCAUGCCGGAGACCUUCUGACCCACUCUGCCCCAGCCAAGCCCUCUACCCUGGGGCAUCAGGCUCUCAACUCCACUGCUAUCUUGAGCAGGUUCUUCUGCAUCGAAAGCUCCUUAGAGCCCCUCCCUGACCCAGAAGCCACGUAAACCCAAUUGAUCC
Peromyscus eremicus (cactus mouse) is the source of this 790-nucleotide messenger RNA. It is a transcript of the gene Prr29, whose product is annotated as proline rich 29. The transcript has 6 exons. Lineage: Eukaryota; Metazoa; Chordata; Mammalia; Rodentia; Cricetidae. The record is from RefSeq and is a predicted model, not a curated record. The coding region runs from base 1 to 564 and encodes 187 amino acids.